GCAACCACACACACGCCGGCGAGAGGCGGUGACGCCAGCUCCCAGCUCCCAGUCCCAGGCGCCCUCUCCUUCUCGCUCGCGCUGGCUGCCAUGCUGCCCUUCGCUCACCCUGCGCGCCACCCCAGCCUCGGCCCCCUGCCUCCGCGGUGCGCUCCCUCUCGCGCUCGAGCCCGAGCUCGCCUACCCAACCGCGCCCGUACCCGGACGCGCGCCCGAGCGCGCCCUCCCAGCGCGGGGGCGGCCGAAACCGAGACCGCCUCUACGAGCGGCGGCGGCGGAAGCGUCCUGUCAUUCCUGUGCCCGCUCCUCAAGCUCCUCGGGGGAGGCGAUCCUUCGCAGGAGCGGAACGACGUCGUGGAGGUCACGACAUCUUCAAUUUCAAGUUUGGCCAGACUGCCAUGGGGAUCAAAAGUGGCUACUACCAGUGGAGAGAACACUGGUUCAGCAACAAGCGCUCCUACUCUGCAAUUGUACGAGUUUGAGGCAUGCCCCUUCUGUAGGAGAGUCCGGGAGGCCAUGACCGAGCUUGAUCUUUCCGCGGAGGUCUAUCCAUGUCCAAAAGGAUCACGAAGGCACAGGGAAAUGGUCAAGAAAAUUGGAGGGAAAGAGCAGUUUCCCCUGCUUGUUGAUGCUAGCACUGGUGUCACAAUGUAUGAAAGUGGAGAUAUUGUGAACUACCUGUUCAGACAGUAUGGACAAGGAAGGAGUCCUUCUUCUGGACUUCUUGAGAGUACAAUUUUCACAGGAUGGGUGCCCACUCUUCUUAGAGCUGGAAGAGGAAUGACACUGUGGAACAAAGCUGGUGUUGUACCUUCAGAGAAGUUGGAGCUCUUCUCGUAUGAGAAUAAUUCUUAUGCAAGGAUUGUUCGAGAGGCUCUCUGUGAAUUGGAGCUUCCUUAUGUCCUCCAGAACGUGGGAGAGGGAUCGUCUAAAAUGGAUGCGCUUCUAAGGAUUUCGGGUUCUAAACAGGUGCCGUAUUUAAUUGACCUUAACACCGGAUUCCAAUCGGGGGACUAUAAGAAGAUACUAUCCUACUUAUUCCAGCAAUACUCGAUUGCGGUAUUGUUUGCAAGGGACCUGCGCAACGGGAUCGUGGAUCGUGAUCAUCUUCGGCAGGCGCGGCGGCGCACCCGUGAGCCCCUCCUGUCAUCUCGUAGAAAAAAAAGGGGGAGCCGGACGCAGGGCAGGGAGCAGUUCGACGUCACGACGCUGCCGCGUUCGAUAAAAACAAACGCGUCGCCGGAUCGCUUUGCUUUGUUUAUACACCUGCGAGCCUGCGACUUCUCGAGCCGCGUGACGGAGGCGACUCGCCCGCGGGGGGGUGGGGGUGCGGGUUUGCAUCUCCUCACGAGCCGUCCGUCACCUUCUCCCUCGCGGAAGCAUCUUCUCCACAGCCUCGUUCUUGGUCUCGCCCUCUCGGGGAAUCGAAGGCAGGAAGGAGGAGCCAUGAGCAACGAGUUUGACUACCUGUUCAAGCUUCUCCUGAUCGGCGACUCCUCCGUCGGCAAGUCCUGCUUCCUCCUCCGGUUCGCUGAUGACUCCUACGUCGACAGCUACAUCAGCACCAUCGGUGUUGACUUUAAAAUUCGCACCAUUGAGAUGGAUGGGAAGACCAUAAAGCUGCAGAUUUGGGACACAGCCGGGCAGGAACGAUUCAGAACAAUCACAAGUAGCUACUACCGUGGAGCUCAUGGGAUAAUUAUCGUUUACGACAUCACGGACAUUGAGAGCUUCAACAAUGUGAAGCAGUGGCUGAGCGAGAUUGACAGAUACGCCAAUGACAGUGUAUGCAAGCUUCUCGUUGGCAACAAGUGCGAUCUGGCUGAGAGUAGGGCUGUUGAAACUGCAGUAGCACAGGCUUAUGCUGAUGAGAUAGGCAUUCCGUUCCUGGAAACGAGUGCUAAAGAAUCCAUCAACGUGGAGGAAGCUUUCUUGGCAAUGUCUGCAGCGAUCAAGAAAAGGCUUGGGCAUCUGAUGUGCAGCAAAGUUGGGAGUCAGGCAGCCCUGGAUAGGAAGCCCUCCAAUCUAGUUCAGAUGAAAGGCCAGCCACUUCAGCAGCAGCAACAGCAGCAGAAGAGCAGAUGCUGUUCGACGUGAAGGCAUAACGACCCUGUCUUGGUGUUUUUCAGGAAUCAGGAAGAUGGUAUAUCUGCUAUAUGUGUUUGUCUGCCUGAUCUUUUAUCAUCAGACACUUAUACAGUUGCAAAAAUGUACUAGCAAGAAACUCGAGAUAUUUAGGUGCUGCAAACAUCUAAUGUAAUCUGUGUCAGAACUAAGUGCCGAAAUUUGAUAUUGCAUCCGAAGAGUUCUACCA
Molecule: messenger RNA, 2314 nt
Organism: Panicum hallii
Lineage: Eukaryota; Viridiplantae; Streptophyta; Magnoliopsida; Poales; Poaceae
Exons: 18
Coding region: 91-2097 (668 amino acids)
Cellular component (GO): chloroplast
Molecular function (GO): GTP binding; GTPase activity
Source: RefSeq, a predicted model, not a curated record